CGCAUUCCAACGCGCUACCUAGGUAGGUACCUUGUACCUGGGUCUACCAGGGCGUCAUUCAACCACAACCCACGACCGCCUAUCUACCGUUGAAUCCCUUUGUUUGGAACUUGAAGUUCCUGCAAAUAACCUGUAGAUCAUGCACAACAUGCGAAUUUCAAGUACCAGAUAAUGUGCUUUCAUCUCGUGCAGACCCCCGAUGCUGAGAUGAAUGUCGCCACCCAUCCCAGAACGAUCCUUUUCCGACACCAUCUUGCCUGACCAUCAAUCCGAGAUAUCGGUCCUCGGAAUUAAACCACGAUGGCUGGCAACAAUCAGACGCCUUUUUCUCUACGCCCCUGGCCAAUCGGCGACAAGAAACCCCAAAACCUUGCCGAUUUCAUUGCUCGCGUCAAUGCCCAGCCUGGUGGUUUCCGAAACCUAAACGAGGCAGAGUUGCGCCAAGAGAUCCAGUCUAAAAAGCAAGGGACCCUCGAGGACGAUGGCAUCGAGGGCUCAGAUGAGGAAGAAGACGAUGAGGAGGAGGCCGAGGAAGCCAAGGAAAAGACUGCUCUUGUCGCACGCGAGGAAUUCUUGAGGAAUAUUGAGUUCGCACAUCAGUCUGCCAUGUUGGCACUGGACUCCAUAUCCCUCCUCCUCUCCAAGGAAAUCCCAGUCCAGGCCGGUACUACGCUGUCUCCAGCGCUGCGCGAUCUUGUAGGUAUCGGAACCCUAGGCGCUUCCAAAUUAAAGGAGCCCAAUAUUACAGAAGCUCAGAUACAAGAUGACCUCUCUGUUGCCACUGGAUGGAGGGCCAUGGGUAUCAAUUCUAUGGUCGACUCGGUUCUAGCUGCUGCCGAGCGAUUGGAGAAAGAGAUUGAACUUGAGACUAAGUACUGGGCCGAUAUUCUGGCUGUGAGCGACGAUGGUUGGACAGUUUGUGCUCUUCCUCAAGAACCCCACACACUGGGUGUUCGUUUCGGGUUUGCCGAGUCAGCAGCUGAGUUCAGGAAUAACAGCAUUGCGCCAUUAAUUCGCAAUGACGAUGGCACCAUCAAAUUAGGCGUUGGAAAGGUUGGUGGUGGUUCCCAAAGAAUACGCAUCGCCGUUAAAAAGGCUGGUACAGUUACCGACCAAUCACCUCUACCUGCGCGAAUACCGGACGACGCCCCUUUAAAGGACCGGGUUCGUGAAGCUAGGAAUACUAUUUUCCAUCAGGAGUUGUGGUACGAGCUUAAUCGCGAAGCCCGUGUCCUACUAGCCUACGAUGUCUACUACGAAGGUCCAACCAUUACCUGGAAGCAGAGCAAAGACACUGAGUUCAUUCUGACGCUAGAAGAUCUUGAUGAACAGGAUGAUGGAGGCGCAAACUAUUCAGAGGGCGCGCUCUCUGCUACCGCGGCAUAUUCUUUUAUGCAGUUUCUCCUUUUCCAGAGUCACCGACAAAAUUACCACAAACGGACUUCGCUUUCUCCCUCAGUACGGCAAAGUGAAUCUAAUAACACGACUUACAACAUCUUACGAAGUCUCAUAUCCCGCUUUGAGUAUUUCAAGAAUUCCAGGGACCUAGGGAACCACCUGGACCAACUAGUCCGUACCUUACGGCAUGCCGGCAUUUCAACAGCAUUCUUUCAAGUUGUUCCUCCCCCAAACCCUCCAUCUGGGGUACCCCGAGUUCGGCAUACCCCAACUACCGAACUGCUCUGGGUCCAACAGCUUGUUUUCAAUUUAGUAUCUCUCUAUACGUUCACCAUCACGCCAGAAGCACGGAUAUGGUGCUAUAGCCGAGGCUUUGUUCGUCAAACUAUCGGCACGUUGUUUACAAUGAGCUUAAAACCGCCAUCAGGAGAUGUCAAAGACCUACCACCAAACCCAUUAGAGGUUGCAUAUCCGCCGGCGGACUAUUGUGCCAACGUCCAGGAAGCAAUAUAUUAUCUUUGCCAAGCAGCCGUUCGGGUCUUAUCACAGAAUCUUGCUCGAAUAGCGGCUGAACAGCUUCGAGAUAACGACAUUCAGUGGUCGGAAACAAUUGCCGGCAUAGGAAUAAAGAGUGCUAAGGGCAAGGAUGCCAGAAUCGACAUAGAUGUCGUAAAUGAUAAAAUAGUGCUUACUUUGAAAGCGGAUUGGCAGACCAACAAGAUAAGCCACACGGGUACCUGGACAUGGGAUUCAGAAAGUCAGAGUAUGGAAGGCGAUACUUUGCAAGAUAUAGUGUUGAAGCUUAUGAGAGGAGACAUGUAGAAUCCACUUAAUAGACUAAACCACCUAUUAUCUCCCCAAAACGGAUGCCCUGCGCCUAUCAAUACAGUCGUUGUCCUUCAGGAAAUAAUCAGCUUAUUGAUAUAGGUUAUUUCAGAUGGGGUGGAUGGGGCCAAAUGCGUCCCUGCAUCUCGAAGUAAUACCAACGUGACAGCUGCGCCAGCUGAGUCUACGAGCUGAACACGAACUAGCUGAUAUUGUCUUCGGUCUGAGUUCCAGAAGUUCGCCGAGACAUCCUGAAGUCCGUGACACCUUGAAAAAUGCAACGUAUACCAUAGACGGCCAGACCAUUCGACACUUUAUACUAUAAGA
Xylaria bambusicola is the source of this 2550-nucleotide messenger RNA. RefSeq names its product subunit 17 of mediator complex-domain-containing protein. Gene Ontology annotation, molecular function: transcription coregulator activity. Bases 301 to 2220 code for a protein of 639 amino acids. The transcript has 3 exons. NCBI's taxonomy places the organism in Eukaryota, Fungi, Ascomycota, Sordariomycetes, Xylariales, Xylariaceae. Gene Ontology annotation, cellular component: mediator complex; core mediator complex. Gene Ontology annotation, biological process: regulation of transcription by RNA polymerase II. The record is from RefSeq and is a predicted model, not a curated record.